Saccostrea cuccullata (small rock oyster) is the source of this 2537-nucleotide messenger RNA. RefSeq lists its product as uncharacterized. The record is from RefSeq and is a predicted model, not a curated record. Lineage: Eukaryota; Metazoa; Mollusca; Bivalvia; Ostreida; Ostreidae. The transcript has 2 exons. Gene Ontology annotation, biological process: response to endoplasmic reticulum stress. Bases 382 to 2214 code for a protein of 610 amino acids. Gene Ontology annotation, cellular component: endoplasmic reticulum; protein phosphatase type 1 complex. Gene Ontology annotation, molecular function: protein phosphatase regulator activity.
UUUUCCGGAACUUCCGAGAAUGAUUUAACCGAGAAAACAUAUGACAAGAUGAGUUUACAACCAGUUCAAUUUCUAAAGUUCACAACAACGGAAUGAAAACAUGAAUCGAUCUAUGAAGGAUUCUAAGAGUGUCUCUAAAAAUUCAAACGAAUCAGAAAGCAGUAAGUGCUCUGUUAUAAAGAAAACGGAUCAACAAGAUUGGAAAGAAACAACGUCCGCAUUUGCUAGGUCUAUGUGUAGGUGGCCAUUUCAUAAUCCAUUUGAGUGUGUCGAAUUUAUACCAGAGGAAUAUAGUAAAAGACUAAAAGACUUGCUACCCGAAGAAGACGAAAAUAAGACAGGGACAUGAAUACGAGACUUUAAGGAUUAUUUGUGUUUGUCAUGAAUCCAUAUGGAAAAACUAAGAAUUGGUUCUGUAGAACAGACCGCUGUGAUAGUACAUCAGUCGGUGGACGAACUGUGCCAAGUCUCUUAAGGCUUGAUAGUACGGGUAACACACUUUGUAAGAGAGAUAAUCAUACAUCUCUUAACAACAGCAUGGCUUCUUGUUUUGCAAAAACUGUUGGUGGCAUUAUGCAAAAAAACAAUUUUUCAAAGGAUAAUUUUGUUGGUAGUAUGUCAGACUUUCCAAUAUUACAGAAUACUUGUGAUUUUGCUUGUGAUAAAAAUAUGGCAGCUAAAAACAGUGACUCUAGAAACAUGCCUGUAGCUUCCUGUUUUGGAAAUUUUCAGGGCUUGGCUGGGUGCCUUGGCUUGAAUGCAUGUAGUUCUCUUUCUCAACACCAAACAUUGCAUCAUGGUCAUUUUCAACUACCUUAUGUACAGUUUCACCCUGCAGUUGUCAAUGCCUUUCCACACCAAACUGAUUCGGCCAAAAAGCAGUUUGUGAAAUGUCAAAGCCAAAGGAUGGGGAAGAAGAGCAAUCGUUAUUUCCGAUAUGGAUGGAAAGCUCCGCCUAGGAAGUCAUCCCCUGAGGGUGAAAAGUCAGGUGCGCGGCCUACAAAGUCCGAGGAUGCUUCGGUACGCAAAAAGCAAAAAUGUGAUAACUCAGAGAGGACUCAACAAGAUAAAGAAAAAUAUUCUGAAAAGAAGAAAGAGGAGAAAGCUAAAUAUAAUGAUGACAGUAAAGAUUGUUUAUCUAGUCAUAUGUGUAAUUUAAGUCUUGGUGAAAGUGUCGCAAUUGAAAAUGCAUUAAAUGAUGGUACACCUCUCAGUUCAGAUGACACGGAAGUAGACAAAUCAAAACCAGACUGGUUCAGCAUUGGAAGGCGGGAUUCCGAGAAUAAAUUAUCUCCAUCAAACACGGUGACAGUACUAGACAACUGGGAUGAUGAAAUAUGUGAAGAAAUUCAAUCAGAAAGCUCAAAACUUCAAGAAGAAAUUUUAGAUCUUUUAGCAACUGAUGAUGUGAAAAUCAGUGCUAGCAAUACAUGUUCCAAGAAUAUUGGAGAUGAGUUAUUGCAAAGCAUGGACAUUGAAUGUGAAAAUACCUGUGCCACCAAUGGUGAAUUAAACUGCAAUGACAGCAAACAAAUGGUCAAAGAUAAUGAAGAUUCUGCUCAUCAGUGCCAAAAUAAUGAACCACAUGCUGUGUUAUUUCAGCGUAGCAUGAAUAAAAAAUGUCGCCCUUCCAACAAAAAACGCAGUCGAAGGAAAAGCAGCAAACAUUCAAAGUCUUUCAGAUGUGACCAGGGUCAAAAAAGAAAAUUGGAGGAUGGAAACCCUUCUAAUUUUGGUGCUAGUGCCAUAGCCUUUAUCAUGGGAAAUUGUGAUCCACAUUCCAUUUUAGACAGUGAGAGUGAUUUUUCAUUUGACAGUGAUGAAGAUUCCUGCGAGUCUAUGGAGGACGAUAUCGACUUUCAAUUUGCUGACCCUUUCAGUUUCUGUGAGAAAGCCAUUUUUCCUACCAGUUCUAGUCCAGGCCAAGAGGUCAGCCAAGCUGUCAGUGCAGCAAACCGUGCCUGGCAUAUUGGGUCCCAAGAAUCCAGUCCAAAAGAUGCUCCGCUGGAAAAUAAGAAGGUUCAUUUUGCAAGAGCAGAGAAUCUCGCAGAAAUGCAUGAAGCAGACGAAUGGAACCGCAAAGGACACUGGGAGGAAUAUGCAAGGGAUAGAGAACGAUUUAAGCGAAGAAUAGAAGAAGUUCAAAGAGUGUUAGAUCCUGUUCUGAAUCAGAGUCAUCGUGAGCAUGUGUAUAAAAGGCUUCAUACUGCUUAAUGGGGUUUUGAGAAUGAAACAAAGUGCUUGGUUGUGCAUCAUAUAUUUAAAGCAAUGCAAUUUCUGGCUUUUCAUUCCAAAAUUUAGUUCAACAUUUUCAAGAAUUCAUAGGAACAGGGGAUUAUUAUAAUCUGCAUUUUUUUUUAAUCAGCAAUUUAAAUGAUUGAAGAAAAUUGUGAUUUAGAUUACAAUGAAAAAUGUUAAUUGAUUUUAAUCAAGCUUCUUCAAAUUCUUUGUUGCUGUCCUUGAUUUACAUUUUAUGCACAUUUUAUUACUGUGUUUAGUUUUAUUGUGAAUAUUAGCAUUAAAAUAUUUAUUGCUAA